CCAGAGACAGAAGACACCAUGACCCCAACCAUGAUGGCCAUGCUCUGUCUAGGGCUGAGUGUGAGCUCCAGGACCCGAGUGCAGGCAGGGACCCUCCCCAAACCCACCAUCUGGACUGAGCCAGGUUCUGUGAUCCGGUGGGGGAUGCCUGUGGCCAUCAGGUGUCAGGGGAGCCUGAAGGCCCAGGAGUACCUCCUGCAUAAAGAGGGGAAGUUAUGGCCUUGGGAGAGACAGCCUGCACUGGAACCCAAGGACAAGGCCAAGUUCUCCAUCAUGUACAUGACAGAGCAAUAUGCAGGACGAUAUUGCUGCUACUAUAGAAGCGCCACUGACCAGUCAGAUUACAGUGACCCCUUAGAGCUGGUGGUGACAGGAUUCCAUGGCAAACCCAACCUCUCAGCCCUACCCAGCCCUGUUGUGCCCUCAGGAGGGAAUGUGACCCUCCAGUGUGGUUCACAGACAGGAUUCCACAGGUUCGUCCUGAUGAAGGAAGGAGAAGACCAAACGUCCUGGACUCAGGACUCCCAGCGAGCCCCCAGUGAGGUGUUCCAGGGCCUGUUCCCUGUGGGCCCCGUGGACCCCAGCCUCAAGUGGUCGUUCAGAUGCUAUGGUUAUUACAGCAACACCCCCCAAGUGUGGUCACUCUCCAGUGACCCCCUGGAGCUGUUGGUCUCAGAAGCAUCUGACAACAUCAGCUCAUCACAAACCAAGUCAGAUCCCAGCAGUGCCUCUGACCCCAAGGAUUACACAGUGGAGAAUCUCAUCCGAAUGGGCAUGGCUACUGUGAUGCUGGUGGUCCUCGGGAUUCUCCUCUUUGAGUCCUGGUACAGUCAGAGAAGAACCCAAGAUGCAGCCAGCAGGUAAACACAAGAGUGAACAACGCAACAAUCAAAGUCGCAGAGCCUGGGAAAUACAUCUCCUGUGCCCAGAAGGUUCUAGAGGAGCAUGUAGGGCAUGUUCUGUGUAAACUGACAGCAGGUCAU
Messenger RNA from Nyctereutes procyonoides (raccoon dog), 983 nucleotides. RefSeq names its product leukocyte immunoglobulin like receptor A5 (gene LILRA5). Lineage: Eukaryota; Metazoa; Chordata; Mammalia; Carnivora; Canidae. Gene Ontology annotation, molecular function: inhibitory MHC class I receptor activity. The record is from RefSeq and is a predicted model, not a curated record. The transcript is spliced from 6 exons. Bases 19 to 864 code for a protein of 281 amino acids. Gene Ontology annotation, biological process: cytokine-mediated signaling pathway.